Messenger RNA from Cadophora gregata, 414 nucleotides. RefSeq lists its product as uncharacterized. Lineage: Eukaryota; Fungi; Ascomycota; Leotiomycetes; Helotiales; Ploettnerulaceae. The record is from RefSeq and is a predicted model, not a curated record. The transcript is spliced from 2 exons. The coding region runs from base 1 to 414 and encodes 137 amino acids.
AUGCAUGUGGCUCCAGGACUCGAUGGAAUCGAUGCGGCUGGAGAGGGUGAGUUGAAAGGGGUUCGAACCAGCUUCCGGAGGGGGCUGAAGACGAUUGGCAGAACCAGCAGAACUCGGAAUAAGGCCAAUAACGCUCGACUGUUGUGCUGUCACAAUGUCGCAGUCGUUCUCGUCGGUCGGAAGGUCGGUCCUGGGAUGUUGGAAAGAAAAGGAAAGGAAAGAAAGUUCGAAGGGUGCAGUGCAGCAGAGCAGCAGAGCAGCAGGACGGAGACGGAGACGGAGACGGAGACGGAGUGGAGUAGGUCGCCAGCAGAAGCACAGGCGGUGGGUGGACCAGUCUCGAGUGAGGGCGAGGGCGAGGGCGAAGGCAAGGGAGGCAAAGGCGGUGGAGGGAGUCAAAUCAGGUGGGCCUGA